This is a messenger RNA of Homalodisca vitripennis (glassy-winged sharpshooter), 1858 nucleotides long. RefSeq lists its product as uncharacterized. NCBI's taxonomy places the organism in Eukaryota, Metazoa, Arthropoda, Insecta, Hemiptera, Cicadellidae. The record is from RefSeq and is a predicted model, not a curated record. The transcript is spliced from 7 exons. Bases 1 to 1770 code for a protein of 589 amino acids.
AUGAACCACGGUCAGUGUGUUCUUCCUCUAGCUAUGCGAACAACUCUGGUCCUAGUUGCCAUCCUUGUGGCAGCCCUGCCAGCGGCGCAGGGGGAGGACAGCGAUCUCGGCUCACUCAAGGUCUUCCCUCGGGUCUUCGACAAGUGCAGUGGAGACCCUGACAUGUUCUCCUGUCUCAAGUUGAAGGCUGUCACCCUCCUGGAUCGUGCUCUAACACUAGAUUCGCUGCCGGUCUCAGAAUAUCUGUCGAUCACCAGGGAUCCGAGCGCGAAGGUAGAUCAAUCAGUGUUCCAAAGGAAAGAGGACCUGGAAGCUUCCCUUCCUAGGGAUCUAGGACAGAAGAGCUCCAUACUGGACAGGAUGUUACAAGAUCGCCUCAGCAAGUAUCUGGAAACUAGGACUAUCCAGCUGAACAUUCCAAAGGAUGUCUUUGAAGGCCGAGAGAAGGGGUUUAAGGGAUACAAGAGCAAGGACAAGGGAGGCGGUGUGUUCCUGGUGUUCGGAGCAUUCUUCGCCAUGAUGCUGCAGCUUGCUCUGGGCAAGAUCGCGCUGAUAGCAGGCAAGGCGCUGCUGGUAGGCAAGGUGGCACUGCUGCUAGCAGGUAUCCUGGGUCUUAGGAGUCUGCUGCAUCAUGGCCACGGCGAAUCUCAUUCAUCUCAGGUGAUUUACGCGGAACCAGAACACCACGGUGGGUGGGGACGCAGUUUGGGGACCAAGGCAGGGGAUCCCCAGGAGAUCGUCUACAGAGGACAACGACCUAGCCUCCCUCUCCCUUCCCGCGGAUCUUCCUUAAAUACUAUGUCCGGUGGGUGCCGGACACCAGUGCUCCCGAUCCUCCAGCUCGACAUGUAUCUGUCCCUUAGGUUGCUGAUGGUGUGCGCAUGUGUGGCGCUCGCGCACGCGGGGGAGGACGCCUCCACAACGGCUGCUGUGCUGCAGGGGGCGCGCUCCGUCUACAAGACCUACAAACAGUGCGAGGCCCAGGCCAGUGUCGUGGGCUGUCUGAAGUUGCGCGCCCUUCGACUGAUAGAGCGAGCAAUCUAUCUGGAAAACAUACCCGUGGCUGACGGGGUAAGCCUGGUUAGCAGACCCGACACGCAACGUUCCCUCAACGACAUCCCGGUGGAUGAGAACUCCUUACCGCAAGAGGUCGAUCUGAGGGACAAGCGCAUCGACUCACUCCUAUGGGAGAAGAUCGGAACAUUCUUCCAGACCCACUCCGUGCAGCUCCAGGUUCCCAAGCUGGUCGAGGAGUCUAAGGCACUGCUUGAGAAUGAAAUUGAUGACGAAGAACAAGAGGGAAGAGGCAAGAAGAAGAAGUACGCUGGCCCUCUGCUGGUUGGACUGAUGAUGAAGGGUUUCAUGGUCGCUCUAGCGUACAAGGCUCUGGCACUACUGGCAGGAAAGGCCCUUAUAGUCAGCAAACUAGCCCUUGUGUUAGCCGGUAUAGUCGCCCUCAAGAAGCUGUUCAGCGGGGGAGAACAGAAGACCACCUACGAGAUUGUGAAACAGCCCGUGGUGAGCCACGCCCACCAGUACACCAGCAGCCACGAGUUCGCGGGUGGUCACGGGGGCGACUGGGCGAGCUCCGGCAGCGGAGGCUACGGUAGAAGCCUGGAAGCUCAGACUCAGGCCCAGGCCCAGGAGAGGAUGGACCUCGCUCCAGCGGUACAUGGACGUGCCAUGGGGGACACCGUGCCUUACCCACACCUCAUGGCAUAUCGCGCACAACUUCCCAAGUACCUUCAGCAAACGCAAACUGCUCAGUAGGAUAAUUAGUGAACGAGUAGCUAGGUAUUAAUUUAUUUCACUGUUGUAAUUUAUUUCUGUUUAUAAUAAACGUUGCAUAGAUGGAGAA